CUAAGCCAGUUAGAGAGCUCUCGUAACAAUAUUUCGGUUUGUGAAUAUUUUGAACUAUAUUCGAACGAGACUAUAAAACUCGUAUAAUAUAACACAAUAAACAAAAUGGGACAGUACGAAUUUUUAUUAAAUAUUGAUAAUAAAGAAAUAUUGAUAGAGAUUCUCAAUCAGUCAAUUGACUUUCUCAUUGGAAAUAAAGAUGAAAAUACCUUGAUGCGGCAAUGUCAUAAGUUCGGAUUUCACAAUCCAGACGACUUUUUGCUAGCUUCGCGUAACAUGGCCAAACAUUAUCGACUAAUGUGCUGUUCGGAAAGAGAUAUUGAUGACCAGUCAAUGUUUUCCCCUGAGUUGCAAUAUAUCAUAAAAUCAGUUUACUCAGCUAGAAAAGAGGAGAUUAUCCGUUUUCUUAUAAGAGAACAAAAUAGUAACGAUUGUCCUUUAGUUAAAUCAUUUGAUUGGGAUGUAAGGCUUGUUUUGGGUGACAGCAGCUUUGAUCGAAAUUUUAAGAUAUUGAUAAAUAUUACUUUGAGUUUAAGCAUUGACUUACAAAGUAAAAGCGAAAGUUAUAUACAAUUCCAAGUUAAUAGAAAUCAAAUCAAUGAAUUCAUAAAAAGAAUAGAAUUAGCUUUAAAAGACAUGUAACAAUUUAAUUUUUAUUUACAAAAAAAGACUACACCUGGCACAAUAAAUAUGUACUAACUUUAGAACUUUGUUGUAAAAACCAAA
Messenger RNA from Musca domestica (house fly), 726 nucleotides. RefSeq lists its product as uncharacterized. The transcript is spliced from 2 exons. The record is from RefSeq and is a predicted model, not a curated record. NCBI's taxonomy places the organism in Eukaryota, Metazoa, Arthropoda, Insecta, Diptera, Muscidae. The coding region runs from base 106 to 642 and encodes 178 amino acids.